This is a messenger RNA of Archocentrus centrarchus (flier cichlid), 5496 nucleotides long. It is a transcript of the gene gins3, whose product is annotated as GINS complex subunit 3. The record is from RefSeq and is a predicted model, not a curated record. Gene Ontology annotation, biological process: mitotic DNA replication initiation. Gene Ontology annotation, cellular component: GINS complex. Bases 104 to 739 code for a protein of 211 amino acids. The transcript is spliced from 3 exons. NCBI's taxonomy places the organism in Eukaryota, Metazoa, Chordata, Actinopteri, Cichliformes, Cichlidae.
CGAAGGCAGCACAGAUUGUAAACACAGCGGAGGCGGUUCAGAGCAGAACAUUUUACUGAAAGUAUUUUUGUAAUUCGCUCCUUUAGAGGUCAUUCGAGCGCCAAUGGACACGCAGUCGUAUUUUCCCGUACCGGCUGGAGUGGCUAUGGAGGAGAAUUUCCUGUCUCUCGACGAUAUUUUGCUCUCUCAUGAGAGACUUCCUAUCCGAACAGAGUGCACUUUCCCCCGGCUUGGAUUCCUGGAGAAGUCGAGCGACUCGCAGGACAUCCCGGAGGGUACAAAGAUGGAGCUUCCUCUGUGGCUGACCAAGGGUCUGUAUGAUAGGAAGAGGAGGGUGCUCUCUGUGGAGCUUCCUAAGGUGUACAGAGAGGGCUGGAGGACCGUGUUCAAUGCUGACCCCAAUGUGGUGGACCUGCAUAAGAUGGGGCCCUACUACUAUGGCCUGGGCUCCCAGAUGCUGCACUUUGACAGCCCAGAGAAUGCUGACAUCGCACAGACCCUGCUGCGGACAUUCAUCGGUCGCUUCAGGCGGACCAUGGACUCCUCCCAGAAUGCCUACAACGAGGACACGUCUGCGCUCGUGGAUCGUCUGGACUUUCUGGAGAGGGCUCUGUUCAGGUCCGGCCAGAGCGGCCUGAACGGCUUUCAGAGCUGGGAGAAGGGGCAGGCCUCACAGCUCACUGCCUCCAGCCUGGUUCUCAACUACCGCAAGAGGAAGAUCGCUGAUGUUCAGCCCUGAGCUCGGCUCAGCAGCAGUACACUCUUUUUUUUUUUUUUAAAGCCCGUCUUUGGAGCACUUCCUCCUCUCAGCCUGAACCAUGAGGGGUGGCACAGAGACUCUGUAAGGAGCAGAAACACUUUCCUAUUUAUUUGUCACACUGUUUGCAUUAAGAAGCUUCUUUGUGACAGACCUUCAGUUGCUCUGCUUCAUGUACUUUUGAUUGUUUUUAUCAGUAAAGAUUCCAAACGUUUGCUGCUUUUUUGUUUUCUAUCAUUAUGAGGUGAGUCAUGAUAUCUUUUGUGUUUGUUUAUACUUUUAAAACCUAAAAUUAAAGCUCUGUCAUGAAGAAGGUCAUUCUAAUAUCUUAAGGCCUGUUAAUAAAUUGACUCCUAAUAAUCAAGUACUUUGUUGUACUUUUAGGGAUACAAUGGGGUGGUACUCUCUAUGAAAGUGGUUUUCAAACUUUUUAUGCCUGAGGUACUCCAAAGGGUGAGCCAAGGCUUAAAGGCACACCUGGAAAAUGGCUCAGGAGUCUCCUUGGGAAGCCCAUCCAGACCUACUGUGGCAGCUGCAGGUUCCCCUCCCCUGCCUUUUCACACACUUUCACACAAUCCAGGGCCCGGCUGGUUUCUUUGCUCUUCAGCAUGAUUGGCGCCAUGUUAGCAUUAGCUAACCUGUCCUGAGAGAUGGUGCACCUGUGCUGAGGGCUCCCACACUCACCUGAUGGGAAGUUUUUGCAGUAAUGUCUUCUAACAGUUUUUCCCCUCUGGUUUAAUUAGGUGGUUUAAUUGGCUGCAUUUGUGGGUAGUUAGGUUUAGGGUUAGGGUUAGUCCGGGUCUUUGGUGUGUCACACGCCCACCAUGCAGAAAUUAAUAAGCCCCCUUUUUUUGAUCAUUAUUAUUAUUAUUUAUUCCUUUUUUGUAGAAGAAAUCCAUGCAUAAAAAUCCAGUUCAGUAAAUUUAUCAAUAAGUUUUGUGCCAUUAGUGCAGUGGUUAUGUUCAACUGUCACAACUGCCCUGCUGUGUCCUUGAUGCUUACUUGCAUGUUUGUGAGACUAGUUUGAAUCUGACAUUUUUGUAUCUUUGUAUCCAUUAUUUUAUUGCGUAGUAAGCAUCACCUGUUAGCCUAAAACGUGUGUUUUCAGACUGAUGGAGGAGACCCAGCAGGCACAGAAGGGUUCAAACUCAGACUGUUUCCUCACAGCAGAGUCUGGGUUCGAACCUUUCUGCUGUGAUGCUGAUAUAAAUGCUUUUCAUUUCACAUUAAUAUGCUAACAGUGAAACCUUCAACUCUGAGGGAACUUGUACCUGUAUGGCAGAAGUGUAGCAGCAUCUCUGAAAGUAUGGAAACAGUAAACAAACUGAAUCUAGUGAAAUACGUUUUUAGGGGAUGUGCUGAUCUUAAAGUCUUCAGUGAAUCAUUUCAUCCAUUUUUUUCCUGCUUAUCUGGAGUCUAAGGGAGUCGAGACAUCCCUCUCCCCAGCUCUUUUUCCCAGGAUCAUUCAUUGGCCAGAUGUGUGUAUCCUGAGAUGACAAAUUGGACAUGCUAGAAAAGUGAUGACAAACACCCAGAAUGCAUCCUGAUCAGAUGUCUGUACUACCUUAAUGUGCAGGAACAGCAGCUUUCCGAGCUUUUUCCGGAUGUUCUCACCUUGCCUCUCCAUGAAGAGUGAGGACUUCCUCCAGAGGAAACUCACUUUGAUUUUCUCUGGUUCACCGUGCAGCUCAGCUGUCCACCAACGGUCUGGGACGGCGCCCCGAUUUGGGCUGCACUUAGCUGUAAUUUCUUGGUUAAUGUUAAAAAAUGAUGACUCACACAUUGGUGGGAUAAACAUUUAUGACCUAGAAUCAUUCUGGGUGCAGCUAAUAACUAAUAUCUUUAACAGUGAAUGCCAGCAGUACCAGAGGUCGCAAAUAUGGAAGAACAGGCAUGUUCAUUGUUAUUUUUCAUCCUCGGCUCAGUUUGGAUGUGAAGCCGGUAUUAAAAUGUGAUCUCACAAAGGUCUUUGGGCUUAAACGUGACGUGAGGCCUGCAGGCGCUCCAACAGUGAGUACUGUACAGAGCGUCUCCAGUGUGCAGAUCGAGGUCACGUCUGUGCACAGUGAGCAGAAUCUGUAAUAACCACCUGCCAGGCACCAAAUGCUGGUAAAAUGUGUCUUUGGUAGAAUUAUGAGUGAGGGUCGCACACCACACCACACCACAGUCAUGACAACGCUUAGAAACUGUUUAGCAAAGCUGCAGUAACACUGACCCCUGACCCCUGCUGAGCCUUCCCAAACACACCGGCACUGAGACGAGCUGAUUUAUGGACCAUCAGCAGCAUUUUCACUUCAUUGAAGUAUUUCUUUGUCACGUUUAUAGAAAUUAAUAUGAAAGGUUAAAGCACGACAGCUUUGUUUACCCACUCUGUUUCACGUGCUGAUUUUUCUUCAUUUCCUGUAUUGUGUCUAUUUCCAAACUGAUGGACUAAUGUAUUAAAGAAAUGGAUGUAAGAUUACAGCCUUGUAACCGUAUCCAAGGUCACAGUGGGGAUUUUUAUUUUUGGCUGCUUUUGCUUUCUCCUUGUUUCACGAGCUGGUGUGUUUGUAGAGUCCAGUUAUCAUAAUUCCAGUUUCAGGAAGCACUGCCAAUAUUCCCCACAGGAGAUACUGAUGUGACCACAGACUGUAUAUAAAAAAUGGGAGCAGCCAUAGUGAUGUCACCCUUUAGUGAGUGAGGCCCCUCAUUGUGUGCUUUUGCCAUCGUUUAGAGACCGGAUGGAACAUGACUGAGAAACAGCGACGCUCAUACGGUGACAACUUAUCAGUUACAGAUUAGACCCUAAAGCAUGCUCAGCUUUACUGACUAAUGAGAACCACAGUGUGCAAAAUGAGCAUUAUGUUGUAUUUAGUAAUACUUGAAAGUAGCAUCAGUAAAGUGUUUACUGAGAGGGUAAGGCAGCUGAGGGCAGUCACAGCUCAGGGUCUCAAGUCACAACUAGCAGCGAUCUGCAUGAUACUGUAUCAGAGUACUGAGCUAACCAUGAUGAAGCUACAUGAGCACUGUUAAAAUGAGAUUUAAUGGAUUGUCAGACAGGAGCGAGGAUGCUGCUGUAAUUAAAAUCUCUGAAAGCUCUGAAUCAGGUCCUCAUCGCCUUCUGCUGCCAGAGAUGCUGAUUACACAUUCUGGGAAAUUAAAGUUAUUUUUCUGUUAUUUGGGAACGUGAGCCCAAACCUUAGCCCUAUACAAAAAUACCAGCAGAUUAGAAAAACAGAGGUCGUGUGAAUUUUAAUGUUAGAAUGUUUUAUUUUCUACUUUCAUUAAUAACAUUGGAAGAAUAUGUCUACAGUUAAAGUGCGCCUUUAUGCAGAUGACACCAUACUUUACUGAGCUGGCUCUUCUCUGAGACGUAUGGAGAACCAUGCAGGCAUCACUGCAUGGCUUAAAAUUGGUUCUUAAUUUUGAAGAAACCAAAUUCAUAUUUUCCAGAAAUCUCUCCCAGAUCUCAGAGAAUGUUGGUAUUCAUACCCUAGGAGGAGACUUAUUGAAAGAAUAUACAAGUAUUUAGGCGUGUGAUAGACUUUCCUUUAACACUUAGAGAAAAAGCUGAAGGUCAUAUUAGGUUUUUAUUAGUGACCUUUAUUAUUUAUUAUUGGCCUUUCUUAAUUUAUCAGUCAGGAAAAUACUUGUACAGGCUGCAUUCUCAAGUUUUCUAGAGUUUUAUGUUUUGUAUCAAAUUUGUUGCCACUAUGAACUUUCUAAUCUGGUUUCUUGGCCUUCAUUAAGCUUGCAGAGACAACAGCAGUGAUGUGAGUAAACUCCCUUCUUGUCGGUGUUAGCUCCCAACUCCUUUGGUAGGUUCGUUUUUAGGGUUCCCAGGAUGUUUUCUGAGUUUGGUAGAACAGUGUUCUCUGAUUCUGCGCCGCGGUCAUGGAAUAACCUUCAGUGCACGCUGAAGGCUUUCGUCUCUCUGGGAGAGUUCAGAGCUCUUGUAAAGUCUUCUGUAACUGAAGAGUGCAACUGCUAUUCAUAUGCUGGACUUUGUACUUUGUGUUAUGUUACUUGAUGACUUUGACUUGCUUAAUUUUGUUGUAUGUAUAUUAAUUUUUUAUAUGUGAUUUAUAAUUUUUAAUGGUCAGGUCUCCCUUAAAAAGGAUAUUUUAAUCUCAGAGGAAUUCCUGGUUAAAUAAAUCAAAUCAGAUUAAAGGCUGUGUUGGAUCAGAAGGCUGCUGGUAGUUUCUGUGGAGCAACGCUGACCCCAGCUGGUGGGAUAAAUGCUCUGUUUAAAGAGCUCUGAUGCCGGCAGUUACUGGAUCCCUCUUACAGGAACUGUGUAUUCAAAGCUUGAAGUAGUGCUGCCAUCCAUCCAUCCAUCAUCCAUCCAUCCAUCCAUCCAUCAUCCAUCCAUCCAUCCAUCCAUCAUCCACUGUGAAAAAUUAAGAAACUAUUUCAGACUUGAACACUGCUCUCUGAGGGUGAAGCUGAGCACCAACAUGAGUUAUAUCAGAGAGUUCACAGGUGGAAAUAAUAACGUUAACAGUGGGAGUUACUCAGUGUGACAGUGAGCACAGUAACAGGCUGAAACUGGAUCAUCUCCAGUAAGUAGGAAGCAGGUAUCUUUGUGUCUUUUUAUUAAGCAUGUGUAUAUGGCCUUUAUUGCAAAAGCUAGUUGGCCUCUGUGAAGGUCUUUAGUUUGAAUUUCCUGUUUGAAACUGUAAUUAAUCAUAUUUUAGUAAAAAACUGUAUCUAUGAGUGAGCUGAGCCGGGAUUUUCCCCUCAUAGCCGAGAGCUUUGCA